AUGAUCGUUCCAGUUAGAUGUUUCUCCUGUGGUAAGGUUGUUGGUGACAAAUGGGAAAGUUAUUUGAAUAUGUUACAAGAAGAUGAACUAGAUGAAGGUACCGCUCUUUCUAGACUAGGAUUGAAGAGAUACUGUUGCAGAAGAAUGAUUUUAACACAUGUCGAUUUGAUCGAAAAGUUCUUGAGAUAUAAUCCUUUGGAAAAGAGAGAUUAG
This is a messenger RNA of Naumovozyma castellii, 213 nucleotides long. RefSeq names its product DNA-directed RNA polymerase core subunit RPB10 (gene RPB10). Lineage: Eukaryota; Fungi; Ascomycota; Saccharomycetes; Saccharomycetales; Saccharomycetaceae. Bases 1 to 213 code for a protein of 70 amino acids. The transcript has a single exon. The record is from RefSeq and is a predicted model, not a curated record.